Messenger RNA from Pyricularia grisea, 1042 nucleotides. RefSeq lists its product as uncharacterized. The transcript has 4 exons. Bases 81 to 917 code for a protein of 278 amino acids. The record is from RefSeq and is a predicted model, not a curated record. NCBI's taxonomy places the organism in Eukaryota, Fungi, Ascomycota, Sordariomycetes, Magnaporthales, Pyriculariaceae.
AUUAUCUGAAGACAUACACUCGUAUCGUUGUAUCAUUUGUCAUCCUCCAAGCAGCAUAUCUUCCACAAUAAACAGACACCAUGACAGAGACGGCACAACAAGACAACUGGUCAUCCAAUGAAUACCAAAAUGCGGCAUCUUUCGUGCCCAAGUUGGCUGUGGAGAUAAUGAAAUGGCUCGACCCUCAGAAAGACGACCUGAUACUUGAUAUUGGAUGUGGCGACGGCGUCCUGGACCUGCAAAUGGCUCAGAUAGUGGCACAGGGUCGCGGAAGUCUUCAUGGGAUUGACAGUUCCGCGUCAAUGAUUGGAACAGCCGUGGAGACUGCCUCAGACGCUGGUCUUAAAAAUUGCACAUUUGAAGUAUGCGACGCCACGGAUCUGGUCAACAAGCCAGAGCUUCAAAAAGGCACAUUUACCAAAGUCUUUUCCAAUGCGGCAAUGCACUGGAUCCUUCGACCAGAGGACAAACGCAAGCAAUUUUUUGUCGGAGUGAAAAAUGCCCUAGUUCCGGGAGGCACGUUUGCCUUUGAGAUGGGCGGCCUGGGGAACGUGUCAGAGCUCAAAGCCGGGAUACUGAGUGCGGUGGGUCGUCGCAUCGGCCUCGCUCGCGCCGCCGAAGCGAGCCCUUGGUUCUUCCCAGACGAAGACUGGACGCGGCAGAUGAUGGAGGACACAGUGGGAGGGUGGAAAAUUGAAAGGAUUGAGCGCGUUUGGAGACCGACUACGGCCGACGCGGGUGGCGUGGAUGCGUGGAUCAGGUUGAUGGCGAAGCAGUUUUUCGAUGCUGUGCCGGAGGAUCAGAGGGAAGAAUGCAUCCGCGAGGCGGUUGAGGUGCUUGAAGAGGUGUGCGCCAAACCUGGCGGUGGCUACAUGUUUAGCUACGUGCGUCUGAGGGUUCUGGCGAGAAAGCUGUAGUAGAGAGUGAGACUAUCUAUGGUUCAAGGUUUGCGGGAGAGCCUAAGAUUAACAUAGGCUAGCGGUAAUUACAAGUGUGCGACCUUAACAUCAGUACCACCAUUAACCGACUCCGAGUUAAUGCG